Phyllopteryx taeniolatus (common seadragon) is the source of this 5032-nucleotide messenger RNA. Its product is annotated as mucin-2. Gene Ontology annotation, biological process: regulation of DNA-templated transcription. The record is from RefSeq and is a predicted model, not a curated record. Gene Ontology annotation, molecular function: DNA-binding transcription factor activity, RNA polymerase II-specific; RNA polymerase II cis-regulatory region sequence-specific DNA binding. Lineage: Eukaryota; Metazoa; Chordata; Actinopteri; Syngnathiformes; Syngnathidae. Bases 109 to 4890 code for a protein of 1593 amino acids. The transcript is spliced from 5 exons.
UCUGGCAGCCAUGUUGAGGAGGACGGCCAUCUCGCCACAUUUCGUCGAAGCUUCCCCAUCAAAGCGGACUCGUGGUUUGUCACUCAAGCUAAGGGAUUACAGGCGAUUAUGUCGACGGACGAUUUCCAAACCAAGUACGCAUCCUUUAUGGACGGACUAGUUAAGAAUACGAUAGCAGAAACGACCAACCUUUUCGAAACGCUGGUCGACGAAUUAAAGGCAGAGUUAACGAAGGUGAAGACGGAGAACGAGGCCCUGAAAACAACAUGCAGACAAAUGGCGGAUGCGAUUACCGUUGCGAGCGGUGUACGUGGCCGUCCGGGGACACGGGAUGGAGCCGUUCAGUGCGACCUUCUUUCUGGCCAUCUUUUGGUAAUUGAGCAACCAGAAGAACAAGACAAACAAUAUAAUGAAGAGGAUAUGGUGUACAUCCUGCUAAAUGACUACGACGUUGACGCCGCAAAAGAAGGAAAUUCAAACCUAUCAAUUGCACUUCCAAAUCACGAGGAUUCUGAACCCACUGUAGUCAGCAGUGACAUAUUGUAUGCAGUUGCAGGUCUACCACCAACCUCUGCUUGUGAAAAUGGAACAGAAGACCCCACGACCCAUCAAUGUUCAACUGAAGAGCUCAGAAAAAGCCAUUACACUCAAGUGACCACAGUUUACCCCACUUUGGAAGAGAAUCACAAUUUACACGAGGCACAAAAUCUGUCAAUAGAGCCAGUAAAUCAUCUUAGCCCACUUACUGCAGUAGGUGAUAAUAUGCAAAUGGCAUUUGAGCAACCAUCACGAGGUCAUGAACAAGCAGAAAAAGCAGAGGAACAGAAUGUCGAGCCAACGCUGCGGAACAUACAACAAGGAGAACAGAUCAAAUGUGGCUUGAUGGAAGAUAAGACCAAGUGUGAAACAGAAGGGCAAAUAAACAAAAACAGAAAACAACGAAAACAGCCCUCACAAAAAGUGAAACGCCUACAAAAGACCCCGAAGGAAACACGUUUGUUACCUUCAACUGAUGCUGAUGGUGCAUUACAUGAUGAAGUGAAGAAUCCACCUCCCAGCCAAAAUGCUUCAUUACCACAAGCACUGUCGCAUCCACCUGGGAUAUGUAGCAGCUCUGUAAUGCUCCAGGAUGCAUUGCUCCUCGUUGAAGCAAUGGAUCAGUCAAAGAGUGAAUCCUCACCACAAGAAAAGGCAACAGCCCAAGACCAGUGUACUCUCUCUGUUGCUACCUUACCUCCUGUGGUGGAAUCUCCAUUACUUACCCCAGCAUUGCCAUCACAGUCACCACCAACUGCCAGUAUAAGUGACAAGGGUACAGAAGAGGUGUCAACAAACCAGGCACUUUUUGUCACUUAUACAACCAACUCCAGCAAUUCUCACUCCCACCUUAGUGUUCCUACAGUGCACCAACAAAAACACUGUGUUGGUUCUUCCGGCAUUACAUCGACAUCAUUGUUGACUGCUACAGCAGGCAAAUCGCUUGAGCAGUGCGCUCCCCAUCCUCCGAGUGUAUUGGCAGAACCAUUAGAGACAAUGAUGGGCCCAGACCCCGCCCCCAAGAAAAUCUUUGUUUUUUCCAAAUCACCAUCCACUCAUCCACAAGAAACAAUUGCCCCGCUGUCACCAAACCAGAUCUCAGCUGUUGUGUCAACAGUUGCUGCUCAAAGCAAAAAUGAUGUUACCUCCACAACGGCUGCUCCCCGUGUUAUGUCUGACACAACAAUCAGCUCAACAGAACAAAGGGCACACCCAACACCGUGCAAAAAAAUAAAAAUAAUCAUUCACAGAGCUACAGGUCUUGUGGCAAGCCAACCACAAAUGUCUGAGACACUAGUUGCACCUAUCAACCAGAAUUCAGUGGAACCAGCUGUCACCAUGUCACCGUCGCAACACCCAAACACGGGUGCUCAAGUGACUUCCGAUAAAAAAGAAACCCCAUUGCCAACUGAACAGAUAACACCUUUGUCAUCAUCGCAGCACCCAAACACAGGUGCUCCAAUGACUUCCGAUGAAAAGGAAACCCCAUUGCCAAAUGAACAGAUAUCCCCAUUGUCAUACCCGCAACUGGAAUGUUCGUCGCAGCAAACGAGCAUUUGUGAAAGCUUAAAAGUAACUCCUGGGGAACAAGCAGGAGCAUUGUCAACUGAGAGUGUACCGAUAAACCGUUUUCCACUCGUCCCAGUAAUCAGACUGAAAAGGCUGCCAUAUCCGGCAUUGUCCACUGGAUCAUUUUUGGUUUCACAACUUUCUUCUCAUGAAAGGGAAUCAGAAGUUGUCCCGCCAGACAGCACCUCAUCUUUGACCAACGACCAGGCAUCAGAGCCAACAGUCUCUCCAGCAGAAGUGCCUCCAUUAUUAACCAGGAAGUGUUCCAAUUCAAAAGAAACUUUAAAUCCCUCUUCAAAAUCAGAGAAGGCAUCACCAUGCUCCACUUUGGAAGAGGCACCAGCCACUGGUUUGUCACCCAGUGUGUCUGAACCAAUCUUGGCGAAAACAACAAUAGAAUUUGACAAGGCUGAGUUGUCAGGUGUAUCUGACCAAGAAUGUGAAACCUGCACUCUGGAUGAGGAAAUAAUCGACGGUGCAGAGCAGGGCUAUUCGGCUACCGCUGUGCAAUUAACCCCCAUCACAAAGGACUUACCUGAACCUCAUUUACAAUCGAGCAAAACUCAGUUCAUUGCGCAGUUGGCAAUUUCACCUGUGAUUCAAGAAGCUGAAAAGGUACUAGCAAAUGAGUCUCCAGAUGCCCAAAGUUCGUGCGAAGGGACCAAUACCGACGGCAGGAGAAAGCUACAGAAAAAAUCCGUUUUUGCUCGUCUCGGAAUUCACCUCAAAAAGCACUCUCGUGCUAAAAGAGCAAAAACAAAAGCAGAGCCACUUACAGACAAAGCAUGUAUCCCUGAAAGUCCCAAGAAACCCAGAUUAGAGAAUGUUAGUACUACUGAGCAAGAUUCUACCCUUGAGUCGAGUCCUGUUUCCACAAAUAUAGCCAGUCCCUUAAGUCCUACAGGGCAACUAACAGAAAUCGAUUUUCUCCAAGUAAGUCUCAGAAAUCAACAGAGUACAGAUAUCAGUUACACUGAAAGGACGGGUACAUGUGAGCCUGUUUCUGUUAGCUCCCGAAAGCCAGUUGUAAGUUUGUGUAGGCUAUCUCUAAAAGAUACGAGAGACAGCACCUCAAUUAUUGCCCCACUGCCGCACACUGAAAUAAAUGUCGCCCAUGGAAGCUCAACAAAGAAUGCAUUGGAGUCUGGCAGUCGAACAAUGCGAGAUCCUAUUGAACGCCUUCCAAUAAACUCAGAAACGCCCUCUACAGCUGAAGAGUGUGCAAACAAACCAUUUGAAUCUACAGUCUCUCCAAAGUCAAGCUCAACUAUGCGUACAACUGACAUGGCAGAGACAAAAUUAGCCCAGCUGAGUCGCUCUACGUCCAACCAAUGUACCGAUAAUGCGUCCUCUGAAAAAUCGCGAGAUUCUAAUCUGAGUCCUGGGUCAGGUUUAACUAAAGGUAAACCGUGUGUUACUCAAACAACACUCCCUGCUGUGAUUGCUGGAAAGCCGAGCACAAAUAGAGAUGAGAAUAGCCCAAACAUGUUGAAAGUCAUUCCAGCAUAUUUAAGGUCUAAUACAACUAAAGAUACCAACACCCCUCCAAAGCCCAAAUUUCAACCUGAGAGUCGUAAAAGGUGUCUCUCUCCUAAGGAAAAUGCAAGUGUUAAAAAGAGCCUUCGAGACCAGUCUGCCCAGAAAAAGACUUCUGUAUCUCCUUCUCCUCCAAGGACGAAAUUAGCUAGCCCCAAAAAGUCCCCAUUGCCUGCCGUCGGUCAGAAUGGUUCCAGUUCAAUGAAAAAUGCUCAUUCUCAAUCUCUCAGGAGUGGCAACUUCUGUAAAGAAGAGAAAAGCGCAAAAGGAGAAUCCAAUUCGUCAUUAGGGAAAACCGCUUUUGCGAGUGCUCUGUUGCCAAAAUGGGCUACAAAUGAUGCCAGUUCAAGUAAAACUGGAGAAAGUUCUCCUAAGAAUUCGAGAUUCAGCCGAAAGUGUACUGUUCAAAAAAUUAAUGUGAAGAGGCAAAUUGCAAAUACGUUAUCCACAGCAGCAAUAUUGAACGCUGUACCAAAAAAUAAACAACCUAAAUUAAAGACAACUAAGCAGGUAAUUAACAGUCAUUCGAGGGGUGAAACGGGAACCAAAUAUAUUUCUCCCCGUAGAGUGCGAGCCAGGGCAGCACCGCAAGUCCGACCGGCAGCUGCUGUAGGAUCGCCGCAAUCUCGAUUGGUCAUUGGUAAGCGGCUGCUUAAGAACCAGUGCAAGGAAUGCGGUCGUGUUCUUAGCAGUAGUUCUGCUCUCGAAAGCCAUGUCAGUCUCCAUACCGGACACAGGCCAUACUGUUGCACGCUCUGCAGAAAGAGCUUUCCUGACGCCAAGGGUCUUAACAGGCAUGGCAGAGUGCAUCACAAGGGUAGGAACCAUAUCUGCCAGAAGUGUGGGAAGGGUUUUGUUUAUGGUUUUGGCCUCACCAAACAUCUCCAGAUGGUACAUGGGAAAAUUAAGCCCUUUGUCUGCCAGAUCUGCAACAAGGCAUUCUUCACAAAGAGAGAUGUGGAGACCCACAUACGCAGCCAUACAGGGGAGAGACCAUUCCACUGCCACUUGUGUGAAAAAAAGUUUGCCAGGAGUGUCGAACUCAAUGCGCAUCUGCGGUGGCAUCGUGGGGAGAAAAGACACUGGUGCCCGUAUUGUGGGAAAGGAUUUUUUGACCAGAACAACUUGAAAAGACACAAGUACAUCCAUACAGGAGAGAAACCACAUUCUUGCCCACAUUGCCCGAAGCACUUUACACAGUCUGGACACCUGAAAAAACAUGUUAAAAAUGUACAUAAAGUCCAAUGAGAUUUUUUAAAUGUUUCUUUCACUCCAGAUGUUUCUUAUGACAGGUUUUCUAUGAAAUAAAAGUCAUUCAUUAUUUUUUUUAAGUACUGUAUUUGUGCAUUGUAAUUGCAGUAUCUAUUAAAUAAGAACCGAAUGAGUUGAA